Molecule: messenger RNA, 1295 nt
Organism: Pelodiscus sinensis (Chinese soft-shelled turtle)
Lineage: Eukaryota; Metazoa; Chordata; Testudines; Trionychidae
Source: RefSeq, a predicted model, not a curated record
GUGCUCCACAAUCCACUUGGCUUCUGACUGCUUCUCCGUCGCUCAGUUGAAUUGGGUUGACCUGAAUCGUAGAAAGAUGCCUCACCAUCAGCAGCAGUGUAAACAGCCCUGCCAGCCACCUCCAGUGUGCCCUCCGCUGUGCCAGGAAACCUGCCCAACCCCCAAGUUUCCGGAGCCAUGUCCACCGAAGUGCCCGGAACCGUCUUCACCCACAUGUCCAGAGCCGUGUCCAGAGCCGUACCUAGAGCCAUGUCCUCCACCUCUGUGCCAGGAGAAGUGUCCUCCACCCAAGUGCCCAGAGCCAUGUCCUGCACCCAAGUGCCCGGAGCCAUGUCCUCCACCUCAGUGCCAGGAGAAGUGUCCUCCACCAAAGUGCCCAGAGCCAUGUCCUGCACCCAAGUGCCCGGAGCCAUGUCCUCCACCUCAGUGCCAGGAGAAGUGUCCUCCACCAAAGUGCCCAGAGCCAUGUCCUGCACCCAAGUGCCCGGAGCCAUGUCCUCCACCUCAGUGCCAGGAGAAGUGUCCUCCACCAAAGUGCCCAGAGCCAUGUCCUGCACCCAAGUGCCCGGAGCCAUGUCCUCCACCUCAGUGCCAGGAGAAGUGUCCUCCACCAAAGUGCCCAGAGCCAUGUCCUGCACCCAAGUGCCCGGAGCCAUGUCCUCCACCUCAGUGCCAGGAGAAGUGUCCUCCACCAAAGUGCCCAGAGCCAUGUCCUGCACCCAAGUGCCCGGAGCCAUGUCCUCCACCUCAGUGCCAGGAGAAGUGUCCUCCACCAAAGUGCCCAGAGCCAUGUCCUGCACCCAAGUGCCCGGAGCCAUGUCCUCCACCUCAGUGCCAGGAGAAGUGUCCUCCACCAAAGUGCCCAGAGCCAUGUCCUCCACCCAAGUGCCCGGAGCCAUGUCCUCCACCCCACUGCCAGGAGAAGUGUCCUUCACCCAAGUGCCCACCUACACAGAAGUAAAACUGAAGUGCUAGCAGCCUUCAUCCAUGCAUCCACAGCUCAGGAGUGUCCAGGAAACCAACAAGUGCAUUAGUACCCUUUAGAGACUGGUGUAGUCUACAAUCAACUGUACCCCUGAAAUAUUGGCACUUACACCCCUCAUAGACAUUCUGUAUCAUGUACUGGCCCUGAGGAAUAGCUGCUAAUGCAGUACAUUCCUCCUCCUGUUUUCCAUUCCACCCUUAAUUGUAAACAUGCUGGAAUAAAACUUAUAAUUUAUGUUAUCCACUGUCUGCUAGUGUUUCCCUUGCCAUCCGGAUCUGUACCUUAUUGUUCUUGGCUAUCCAGUCAUUGC